This is a messenger RNA of Ctenopharyngodon idella (grass carp), 2539 nucleotides long. RefSeq names its product G-protein coupled receptor 4. Bases 1531 to 2421 code for a protein of 296 amino acids. The transcript has a single exon. Gene Ontology annotation, biological process: phospholipase C-activating G protein-coupled receptor signaling pathway; positive regulation of Rho protein signal transduction. Gene Ontology annotation, molecular function: G protein-coupled receptor activity. The record is from RefSeq and is a predicted model, not a curated record. NCBI's taxonomy places the organism in Eukaryota, Metazoa, Chordata, Actinopteri, Cypriniformes, Xenocyprididae. Gene Ontology annotation, cellular component: membrane.
AGUGCAGGUUAACUCAUGGCAUUAAGGUAACAGUCCACAAGGUGGCAGUGUAGCAUUAUAGCAAAGAGAUCAGUGGUGGCGAUAUUCUGCUCUUUUAAGUGUAAAGACAAUGCAUGAAACACUUCUCUUAAAUUAUGGCAAAUGUUGCACCAGACAUGAGACAUGUACAAAUCAAGAUGUAACAUCUUACUUAAAUUUCGAGUGAGUGAAUGUAGGGUUCCUACUGUUUCUAUAUAUGUUCAUUUGGGAAUGAAAGCUGACACAAUUUAAACCUCGACAUGCAGUUCUCAAGAAUCUCAACAUACUACUUAAAGGGAUAGUUCACCCCAAAAUUUAUGUCAUCUUUUACUCACCCUCAAGUUGUUCCAAACCUGUAUAAAUUUCUUUGUUCAGCUGAACACAAAGGAAGAUGUUUUGAAGAAUGUUUGAGUUCCAUAGUAUUUUUUUUCCAUACUAUGGAAGUCAGUGGUGCCAAACAACAGUCCUCUCUGCAUAUCAUUUUGACUCGUGCCCCAGCUACUUUUUUGUUUAUAUAUAUUUUUUAAUUAUUUCUUUAUAAUGCAGCUUGAAAUUACCAGAAUGCACAGGACCUUUAUUAUACAAUUCUUAGACAAAAUGGCAAAUGACAAGAAAUGGGCAGGAUUGGUUAAGGCUUAAGCAAAGCUAUGCAUGCAUAUUUCUUACAUCUAUAAAGUAAUUGUCACUAGUAAGAAUGUUACUGGCACUCUUCCCAGUCAUAAAUUCAGCUACCAAGAAAGAUCUUCCUAUAGUCGAAAAAUAGAUUUUGACUAGUAAAACAAUCCAAUUCAAGAUAUUUACAGUUGUAUUAUGACUAAUUGUAAUGUUACUUUCGAUUUCUAAAAUGUACAUGAUGAGGAACUAAAGAUACCUUUAAUCAGUGUUUGACUAGUCAAAUUUAAGAUAUCGCAAAUUUAAUUUUUACUAAUGAGAAUUCAAUAAGAGAUAUCUCUCAUUAGAAUUAUACCAAAUACAAUUUCUACUAGUCAAAACUCCUUUGUAGCUAUCAGAAAAAAAAUUCCAAUGUGAGUCAAUAUAUAUGACUUGCAAUGUAGAUAUCUUCAAUGAAUAUUAUGAGUCAUAAUUAUGUUGAAGAUAUCUCAAUGCCAAUUACAAGGAGACUGCAGAAUAAACAUCUGGAAAUGAAACUUUGACUAGUCAAAACUAAAUUACAACUAGUAGAGCCAGGGCCAUUAAUGGCUGCAAACAAAGCGGUCCGUUAAAAACAAUUUUAUGACGUGGUAGUAUGUCCAAAAACUUCCUCUUCAAGUCAUUUUGGCUGCUAAGUUUCAACAAAUGCUCUUUCUACAUUCAGGAGGAAUUUUUGAGGUCUGCACCUUACAGCUUUUAUAGUACAGUAAUAAAAGUAUGUAUUUGGAUUGUCAUGACCACUUUAACUUUUGAAAUCAUUGUUGGAUAUGGCUUUUGGUUUUGAAGUAUCUCGGGCUGAUCUUGAGUUCAUGUAGAUUUAACAGUUAUUCUCAUUCACAGCUUAUUUCAUCAUCAUUCCUCAUGGAAAACAUCUCAGCUAUGAACCUGAACUCCACCAUCUCCUUGUGGCGCCGUCCGUUGUGGUACCAAUAUGAUGCGUGUGCGGAGGCUCCUCAUUGGUUUAUCUUCUACUUUGGUGUCAAAGUAUUAAACCUGUUUGCAGGAUUCCCAAUGAACGCCCUCGUGAUGUGGCAGAUUCUGAAGAAGAAGAGCGAGGGCUCGACAUCCGACAUCUUCAUUUUCAACCUCUCUGUCCUGGACGCCUAUUUCGGCCUCAUGACACCAGUCGACAUGGUCAACCGGCUGUACCUCAACAAUCCCAAAAUCUGGUAUUCCCAACGUUUCGCCUACGGGCUGAAAGACGUGACUCCAUUGUUUCUCACCUGUAUUUGUCUGGACAGGUAUGUCGCUGUGGUCCAUCCCAUCCUAUUCACCGGGAUCCGUGACAAUCGCAUCCGAAUCGGCAUCUCCAUAGUGGUGUGGGGACUCAUCCUGGCCUACUCAUUGACCAAAUGCAUCUUGGGCAUCCUGAGUGUGAAUGAGGUCUUCAGUGGCGUCAUCCUCGCUGCCUUCUUCAUCAUGGUGUUCUGCAACCUGUCCAUCAUCUGGGUCCUCAGGAAAAGUGUCGCAGGGAAGGAAGUAAUGAACCCGGUGAAGAAGAAGGCCUUCAAAAUGGUGACUAUCGUCCUUGGCAUCAUCGUGGUGAACUAUCUGCCUCCAGUGGCUCUGUUGCCAUUUGCGUCCACCUACUCGUUUGUGACGCUCCACUGUAAGGUUCUUCUCGCCGUGUUCUCCAUCAUGGACUUGAGCUGCACCAUCGAGCCUUUGCUCUACAUCUCUAAGAUGGAGAGAUCCGAGUUCUGUCCCUGCCUGCACAGUCCCUCCAAGAAACCCAUCAACGUAAGCGUCUGAAAUGAAGUGAAGAACCGUCUGAAUUUGUGUUUGUGAUUCUAGACUCUUGGGCUGUCGGUGUAUCUCUCUAAUCCAGUGGUUCUCAACUGGCAGUUCUCAGGUCUAUCGUGAUUGGUCA